GUUUUUAAUAUCCAAACUUUUUGUUUUCUAGUUUGAUAACUUAACCAAUUAUUUUGCUUUUAGUACAUUAACUUUAAACAGUGUUAACUUUAAUAUCCAAUUUUUCUCAUUUUAAUCAAAUAUUUAUAAGUUUCAAAGAAUUUUUUAAAAAAUCUCCAAAAUUCAGGAAAAUCUCUUUACAGUUUUUAAUUUUAUUAAAGUUUUAGGUAUAAGAGUACCUAAACUAUAAAUAAUCGCAAAAUUUUGGAAUAAUUUUUAAGAUUUUGUUUUCUGAAAUUUUAAACUAAAUUAUAUUUUCAUUCAAAAUCAAGCUUUUAUGAAUCUUAAAAUUUUAUGACAAAAAAAUGAAUCUUAAAACUGAAAUAUUUUAUUUCCUAAAACUUAAACUAAGACUAAUUUUUUUAAAUAUUUUUCUUUUAAGUUUUAGAGAUUUUAAACUUUGUUUAAAUUUAUUACUAUUUAUUAUUAAAAUCAACAGAAUUUGAGUAUGAAAAUGAGUAUAUUGUUAAGUUUUAAGUAUUAAAAUGAAAAUAAUUAGUUAAGGUAUUAAACCAGAUAGCAAAAAAAUGGAUAUUAAAAACUUAAUAAAAAAUUAGAGAUUUAAGUGGAAUUGUUUCUAAGUAAAAUAAAGAAAUGAACCUCUUUGUAUAAAUAAAAGUAUUUUUGUAGAGUAUAUUAAUAUAUGUAACAUAUAUAUAAAAUUAUCUGGAAAUAAUCAAUUUUCAAUAGGCCACCACCACAUAUUUACACUGUCAACAUUAUAACUAAUUUUUUUGGUUCAGUUUCAUACUUUUUAUUUAUCAACGUGAUGACAAAUAGGUCUCAGACUCUCAGAAUUCUUUUUUUGAUCAAGCAGAAAAGCUUCAAUCUCUCCAUGUUUUGCCUACAAAAACCGGAGGAGCAUCUUCUCCUGUAUAAGUUGAAGCUCUGCUUGUCCAAUGUGAAGCACCUCCCUUCCAUUAUCAGACAUAACCAUAGACGACCAGGGAGGAUCAGAAACACUCAACUCUUGACUUGGUCUGACGAAUACACAUCCAUUUUAUGAUUUAUGAUUCUACAAACCAGCUAACAAAAAAUAAAAAACAAUCAUCUCCAGUGAUUAAGGAACCAACCUCGGAGAUUACCAAGACGACGGUGGUGGUAGUUGAAAGAGAUGGCGGGACAGUCGCGAAAAUGGAUGAUUCUGGUGGCGACGAUCUGGAUUCAAGCCUUCACUGGCACCAAUUUCGAUUUCUCGACGUACUCGUCGGAUUUGAAAUCGGUUCUAGGGAUAUCUCAGGUGCAGCUGAACUACCUCGCCGUGGCUUCCGAUCUCGGGAAGGUUUUCGGCUGGUCGUCGGGGCUCGCGCUUUUGUAUUUCCCUCUCUGGACGGUUCUCUUCGCUGCGGCGACAAUGGGAUUCGUUGGGUAUGGUGUCCAGUGGCUCGUCAUCACUAACGUUAUCUCCUUGCCGUACAUCCUGGUGUUUCUGUGUUGUUUACUAGCUGGGCUAAGUAUCUGCUGGUUUAACACAGUCUGCUUUGUGCUCUGCAUCAGAAACUUCCCUGCAAACAGAUCACUUGCACUUUCUCUCACAGUCAGCUUCAACGGCCUUAGUGCUGCCUUAUACACUCUUGCUUACAACGCAAUCAACCCUAUCUCCACACAGCUAUACCUUCUCCUAAACGCCCUUAUACCUCUCAUCGUCUCCUUCGCUGCUCUCAUCCCUAUUCUUCGCCAACCGCCUCUUGAGCCUCUCCCACCAGACGGAGUUCGUAGAGACUCUUUCAUGUUUCUCUUGCUCAACAUAUUAGCGGUUUUGAACGGUGUUUAUCUGCUUCUCUUUGGUUCGAAGACUUCUGGUGUAACCUCAGCUCGUCUCCUCUUUGGUGGAUCGAUUCUUCUCUUGAUUCUCCCUUUAUGCCUUCCUGGUCUAGUCUACGCUCGUAACUGGUAUCUGCACAAAGUCCACUCCAGUUUCCGUUUAGAAGGUUCUGGUUUCAUUCUUGUUGAUGUCGAUGAGCUUGAGAUACAUAAAGGAAUGGUCACACGUGAAGCUAGCUUCGACGGUUAUCAGUUGCUGAACGAUGAUGUAGUACUGCGAACAGCCAUUACUCCUGUUCAGAAGAGUUUCAUUGAAGAUGAAAACAACAGAUCCUGUUGCAGUAAUCUCAUUAGAAGAAACCAGCUUGGAAUGCUUGGAGAAGAACAUCCUCUGUAUCUGCUCUUGUGCAGAUCAGACUUCUGGCUUUACUAUAUAGCUUAUUUUUGCGGUGGCACGAUUGGACUUGUCUAUAGCAACAACCUCGGACAGAUUGCGCAAUCUUUAGGACAAAGCUCUGAGACAACAACUCUUGUCACGCUUUAUUCGUCUUUCUCAUUCUUUGGUCGGUUGCUUUCAGCAACACCAGACUAUAUCAGAGCGAAGUUUUAUUUCGCUAGAACCGGGUGGCUAGCCGUUGCUCUUUUCCCAACCACAGUCGCUCUUUUCUUGCUGGCAUCAUCAGGGAGUUUGUCAGCGUUACAAGCAGGAACAGCUUUAAUCGGUCUAAGCUCCGGUUUCAUUUUCGCAGCAGCUGUUUCCAUAACGUCUGAGCUGUUUGGACCCAACAGCGUCGGGGUUAACCACAACAUCCUCAUCACAAACAUACCGAUAGGAUCGUUGGUGUACGGUUUCUUAGCUGCUUUGGUCUAUGAAUCCCAUAGCACGGCUGGGUCAAAGACCGGGUCCGUUAUAUGUAUGGGGCGAGACUGUUAUUUCCUAACGUUUGUGUGGUGGGGAUGCUUGUCGGUGAUUGGGCUGGGCUCAAGUGUUGUCUUGUUUCUGAGAACUAGAAGAGCCUAUCAACGUUUUGAACAAGAUCGGAUAGCUUCAAGCAUGCUCUAUUCUUGAAAAUUUGAACUUCAAUCGUGUUAUAUUGAAGGAAAAGCUGAAAAUGACGACAAAAACUUGUGCAGAGCUUUGUUAGUGCACACGAGUUUUGAUAUUUUUAUUUUUGGCAGCAAUAAUAAGAAAGAGAGAUCUUAGGGACAUAAAGAAGGCUUUCAGUUUUGUGUUUUGUGUCAGUGAAUCAGUGAGUUGGAAUGGGGAAUUGUAACUUUGAGGGCAUUGGAAGCAACAUGUAAUACUUACUUCUGAAUUAACCUGACGAAUGGAGAGAUAGUAAAUAAAUCUUUGAAGUCCUCCAAAAUGUAACACACCGACUUCUUGGAUGGAGUGAGACCCACGAACCAAGAAAAUAAGCAUGCGAGUUCACUCGCUAUGCCAGUCCAAGCCUUAUAAUUCUAGUGAUAUCCAUCUUCGCUCUAAUCUUGGAAAGAAAUUCUAUAACUUUAAAUAUGAAAUUUUUUGCUUUUCAAAAAGGAAUUUCAAAACUUCAAAUUUUGGAUUUUAGAAUAUCUUUAAAAAUACUCUCUAUUUUGAAGUUUCAAGUUGUUUUUCUCCAAAAGCAAAAUUUCAAAUUUAACUUCAAAAUUAUUAUAAUUUACACUGCAAUCUUUAUAUUUGUCAUCAUAAUGAUAAAUCCAAAAUUUUUUUAUAAAUAACUAGCACAUAUACAAAAUACUACACUAAUAUUAAUUAAUAAAAUUUUACACUAAAAUAUAAAAUUAUAAAUAUAAAUACAGAAUUAAAUAUUAAACUACAAACAAAAUACCACAGUAUUCCAUAAAAGUAUUUUUGUAUUGCUCCAUCUUCGGUGACAAACAAAAUUUUGACAAUAUUUUAGAGGUUCCGGAGAAAAUUUGUUGUUGUAAUAUUUAAAUUUGUGUAGUAAUUAUGUUUUCAUGUAUCUUCUUAAAAAGUUUCUUAUUAAGUUUUUUUUUUGUAAUAUUCUUGUUAUCUAAUUCUAGUUUUAAAAUAUUAUAAAUUUUAUUUGAAAAUUUUCAUUUAAUUUUAUGUGUAAAAUUUGAAUUUAUAAAAAUAAAUUUAAAAUAUUUAUGAUAUACAAAAAUUUUAAAGAUUAAAACGAUAA
This is a messenger RNA of Brassica rapa (field mustard), 3953 nucleotides long. Its product is annotated as protein NUCLEAR FUSION DEFECTIVE 4. The record is from RefSeq and is a predicted model, not a curated record. Gene Ontology annotation, cellular component: membrane. Lineage: Eukaryota; Viridiplantae; Streptophyta; Magnoliopsida; Brassicales; Brassicaceae.